Messenger RNA from Trichoderma atroviride IMI 206040, 2068 nucleotides. RefSeq lists its product as uncharacterized. The record is from RefSeq and is a predicted model, not a curated record. NCBI's taxonomy places the organism in Eukaryota, Fungi, Ascomycota, Sordariomycetes, Hypocreales, Hypocreaceae. Gene Ontology annotation, cellular component: nuclear chromosome. Gene Ontology annotation, biological process: meiotic cell cycle; positive regulation of transcription by RNA polymerase II. Gene Ontology annotation, molecular function: DNA-binding transcription factor activity; DNA binding.
AUGGCUGCCUUCAACUCCAUGCCGGCGAUGCCUGCUGCCUCUGCAGUGCCCAGCGAUGCGAUGGGAUUAAACCACGGGCCGCCUCAGUCCAUGAACAUUGACUCGUUUGAUCCCGAGCUCAACUUUCACGAGUCUCUACUCGAUGGCAGUGCGCUACCACCUCUCCCUUUUACGCCCUCUUAUGAAUUCGAAAACUUUGUCACGACUUUUGAAGAUCCAUUUUCUUACUCGUCUCGCCCGUUCGAGCCCAUCACCAACCAGGAUGUCGCGAUUGACGAGUCAUCUCCCCAGGAGCUGGACAACAAGCUCUUGGGAUUCUCUGAUCCGAUUAUGCACGCGAGCAUAGUGGAUGAAGCGGGGGCUUUUGCCGACCUGGACAUGACGGCCGAGCUUUACGGCAUGUUCUUUGUCGCCGAAGAUGUGUUUGGCGGGGAGAAUUCGGGUCGUCCUUUGGAGUUGACGUGUUAUCGUCGCAACCUGUGGCAGUGCUCUGGACAGAUUACUUUGCCGAGGACCCUGAGCAAUGUCAUGGACGAACAAGGCCAGCAUAUCGCCAUCACAGAACUGUCUGCAUCUAUUACAGGCAUAGAAUCGAUUGAAGGAAAACCCGCCGAAAUCAUCUCGAUCCCAUGGAAAGGCGCAAACCCUCAACUGGAGGAUACCAAAGUCGCGGGGCCUCCCCCUAGCAUGACCCUAGAUCUAAGCAUUGGCCGAGAAAUUGACGCCAACAGAGUCUCUCUGCCUAUAUCUUGGAAGAGAUUGCAGUUUAAACAUGCCACGGCUAACAACGGCCGGCGAAAGGGGCUGCAACAGCAUUACCUAGUGCAGAUCAACCUGCUGGGCAAGACCAAGACGGGAGACUUUAUCAAGAUUGCCGAGAUACAAUCUGGCCCAGUCAUUGUUCGUGGGCGAAGCCCGCGCAAUUUCGAUAGUAGAAAGGACGUACACCUCACCAGCGACAAGAAGGUGGAGCGAAGAAACACAAGCAGCACUGAUAAUCCUACACCAAAGAUGGAGCGGGACAAUCUUAUGGCUUCCUUGCCCAAAUACUCAUCAUCAAAUGGAAGCGAAUGGGCAACUCCGCAAGCUGUGCCUCAACCCAACCAGAGCCCGCACCCAGCGAAGCGGAUGGCUCUGUCUCCUACAGUAUCCCUCCCUCCAGUUCCGGCCUGGACGAUAGAAAACCCCACGGGGAAGAAUCCUCCUCCGGGCCACCGGAGCUCCUUCUCACGGCCGCCCAAUCCCACGGCCCCCAUUACGCUGUCUCUAUCAGAAGACGAAAAGAGUCCCAACCGCUCAAGCGCUGAGCUUCAGAGCCCGCAGCUGUCCAAGGCUUAUCCAGCGAACGGCCAAAAUGCCAGCAACAGCCCAGCUGAAGAAGCAGAUCCGCUCUACGAAUACUUUCCUUUGAGCGUGGAUGAUUGGAUGCCACCAGUAGAUGCUGUUUACAGGCCGCACAUAGUUCAUCACACGAUCGCCCCACCAGAAUUCAAAGCUCAGCAGAUAGGCCGUAAAGUCAAACGCUACUUUACCGCUGAUUAGAGAUCUCGGUGCUUGGCUAUGCAUAGCAUUCUCGAAAAGCGAGUGCUCACCACCUAUGGCGGUUUUUUUCUCAAUUCACUGAGAACAUCUUUUUUAACGAAAUUUCGAAGCCUCCAUCCAACGGAUCGCAGCGUUUCAUUGUAUCAUAUAGUGCGGAUAUCCCCUUCCCGUCUGCGCCGGUAAAGAGCCCGUGCGUAUUCGAGGGAUGUUAUUUGUUUGGAUUUUUUCAGGUCGUGGGGUCUUUUAUUAUUAUUCAACAAUUAUGCGACGACAUGACUGGGACAGCAGGGACUUUUAUACCCAGGGGCUCUUUCUGGUUCUUGUGCCUUUUUAUUCGGUUCUAUUGUUAUUUAUUCGAUUGCGGAGGACGUUGUAGCUUCGAGAUGCGAGGGAGAGCAGGAUGAAUGUAAAAUCAAUCGUUGAAACUUGAUCGAUGCUGGCCUUUGUAGGUAGCGUUCAUAACUAGGUACCUGUAGAAGGAAAUCUAUGCUGCUGUAAAGACGUGAACUCCUUGUAAUAUUCAAAU